UGUAUCUGCUGGUUCAGAGUGUCUGGAACAAAGGAUGUGUCCCACACUGUCCCAGACACCAUCACCACCUGGGAGACGGAGGCUUUCUGUUUGUCCCCUCAGGGGUUUGGCUUGGCUCCUCGUAAAGAGAUCAAUGUCUUCCAGCCCUUCUUCCUGGAGCUCAGCCUGCCUUACUCCAUCAUCCGGGGGGAGCGCUUUGAACUGAAGGCAACCACCUUCAACUACCUGUCCAGCUGCAUCAUGGUCACUGUGACUCCAGCACCCUCUUUAGACUACACCCUCACUCCGCUCUCUGGUGACCAGUACACAUCCUGUUUGUGUGGCAGUGAGCGCAAAACCCUCAGCUGGACCAUGGCCCCCUCAGUCUUGGGGGUUGUGAAUGUGUCUGUGACUGCAAAGGCUGUGGCAUCCCGCGCUUUAUGUGACAAUAAGAUUGUGAGUGUUCCAGUGAGAGGACGUAUCGACGUGGUCACACGAUCUCUCAUAGUAAAGGCUGAGGGAACUGAGAUCACCAAGACCUACAACUUUCUGCUCUGCCCAAAAGGGAAAGCUGUGACCGAGCAAAUGCAAAUAACACUCCCUAAGAACAUGAUUGAUGGAUCUGCCCGUGCUUCACUAUCAGUCCUGGGUAAGAUUCAUUUUAACUUUUGCUUUAUACUAACACAUUUUGGUAAGUUAACAGGCUUCCCUGCCCUGAAGCCUCAAAGGCAUCAAUAACAAAAUGGACUUGAA
This is a messenger RNA of Micropterus dolomieu (smallmouth bass), 732 nucleotides long. RefSeq names its product pregnancy zone protein-like. Gene Ontology annotation, molecular function: endopeptidase inhibitor activity. Lineage: Eukaryota; Metazoa; Chordata; Actinopteri; Centrarchiformes; Centrarchidae. The annotation marks the transcript as partial. The transcript is spliced from 5 exons. The record is from RefSeq and is a predicted model, not a curated record.